Molecule: messenger RNA, 1133 nt
Organism: Cyprinus carpio (common carp)
Lineage: Eukaryota; Metazoa; Chordata; Actinopteri; Cypriniformes; Cyprinidae
Gene: xgb
Product: x globin
Molecular function (GO): oxygen binding; heme binding
Source: RefSeq, a predicted model, not a curated record
UGAUGAUGCUGAUGAUGAUGAUGAAGAUGGACUCCUCCCCUCCUGCUGAGCAGGUCUCAGGUUCUCAGUCUCUCGCUGAAGGUCUGACUCUGGACAGUUAUGGAGAAGCAGAGCGACUCAGACAGCUAGAGACACAGACAGCUGACCAGCAGCGGUUCAUCUGAGAGCUGAGGGAGCUGUGCUCGAGUCAGGAUGGGCUGCGCGAUCUCUGGAUCCGGAUUGACAUCGAGAACAGCAGAGAGCAGAAACACUGAGGACGAAGCUCCAGCGAGACUCACUCCGGAUCACAUCCAGCUCAUCAAAGAGUCCUGGAAAGUCAUCCAGGAGGACAUCGCCAAAGUGGGAAUAAUCAUGUUUGUCCGGUUGUUUGAGACGCAUCCCGAGUGUAAAGACGUCUUCUUCUUGUUUCGGGACGUGGAGGAUCUGGAGAGGUUACGCACCAGCAGAGAGCUUCGUGCCCACGGCCUGCGCGUGAUGUCGUUCAUCGAGAAGAGCGUGGCCAGACUCGAUCAGCUGGAGCAGUUAGAGACUCUGGCGCAGGAACUCGGAAAGAGCCACUUCCGCUACAACGCACCGCCCAAGUACUACGGGUACGUGGGAGCUGAGUUCAUCUGCGCUGUUCGGCCGAUCCUGAAGGACAGGUGGACGUCUGAACUGGAGCAGGCCUGGCAGACGCUGUUCCAGUACGUGACGGCAAUCAUGAAGGACGCUUAUCUGGAAGAAGAGCGGAGCAAACGCAGCCAGACGCUGCCCUCCAGCAGAGAGCGGCCGGACAAGAGGAACACGGCCAUCUAACGUCUCAGACCUGACGUGUACAUACUGUAUUUAUUUCAGCGCUUCAUUUUGUACAGUACACAAGCUUCACGUCUCCUCUGAAGACGGUUCCUGCACAAGGAUUUUUCUCGUGAUCAAAUCAGUGAAUAAACAUCAUCUUUUAUUUGCAAAUCUACAAGAAUGGGUUCAUAUAUAACCUCCACUGUUAGUCCUCAAAACCCCCCACAGAGCAUCCUUCAAACUUAAAAUCAUCUGAUUCGAUAAAAUAAGAAACUAAAUGUUCAAAAUAAAAACAAACAGCAGAGAUGGAGAAAGUUACCGACCGUAAUGUUCACUCACCAUAUAUAUAUAUAUAUAUA